Rhizopus microsporus ATCC 52813 is the source of this 822-nucleotide messenger RNA. RefSeq names its product cyclin-like protein. Gene Ontology annotation, cellular component: nucleus. Gene Ontology annotation, biological process: regulation of transcription by RNA polymerase II. The coding region runs from base 1 to 822 and encodes 273 amino acids. Gene Ontology annotation, molecular function: cyclin-dependent protein serine/threonine kinase regulator activity. Lineage: Eukaryota; Fungi; Mucoromycota; Mucoromycetes; Mucorales; Rhizopodaceae. The transcript has 5 exons. The record is from RefSeq and is a predicted model, not a curated record.
AUGUCGUUACACAAUCCACUUGCUUCACUUGAACAACUUGAGACAACCGUGUCAAGAAAAGACGGUAUUCCUGAGGAUCUGGAAGAAGAUCUUCGAAAUUAUGGAGCAGAACUUAUUCAAAGUGCAGGCAUUUUAUUGAAAUUACCACAAGUAGCAAUGGCCACUGCUCAAGUACUCUUUCAACGAUUUUUUUAUAUGGCCAGUUUAAAAAACUUUGGUAUUGUUGAAAUUGGAAUGGGUGCAUUGUUUCUUUCUUCAAAACUUGAGGAAUGCGUCGUUAGAAUGACAUACUUGAUCACAGUUUAUGACAUGCUUAUACGUCGAGCGCGAAAUGAAUCAACAGAAAUACCAUUAGAUGCAUUUUCGCAGCGUGGAUAUGAAUUGAAGAAUAUGGUUAUUGCAGCAGAGAUGCAAAUCCUGCGAAGGCUUGGGUUCAAUGUGCAUGUACAACUACCUUAUAAUCUCAUGGUGAACUAUUUGAGAAUACUAGGAUUAGAAGAUGAUGAAAGGGUGGCCAAAAGAGCAUGGAACUAUUUGAAUGAUGGUCUAAGAACGAAUAUAUAUGCCACCCAUGAACCACCAACGAUUGCCUGUGCAUGUAUUUGGCUAGCAUGUAGAGAUGAGCAGAUCAAAUUACCUUGUACGGUUGGACAAGAGUGGUGGUUAUUGUUUGACGUAGACUUUAUCAAUUUUAAGAAUGUAGCAGGACACAUCAAGAGACUUUAUUAUAGAAAAUUAGACAAGCCUAAUUUACCCAUUUAUAAAGAAGAAGUUGAAAAAUGGUUAAAUAAAAGGAGGGGGAAAUCACGUAUGAGUUAUUAA